Messenger RNA from Diversispora eburnea, 1200 nucleotides. NCBI's taxonomy places the organism in Eukaryota, Fungi, Glomeromycota, Glomeromycetes, Diversisporales, Diversisporaceae. The record is from the annotation of a GenBank genome assembly.
AUGGCAUUGAAAUUACAACCUAACAAUGCAAAGGCUCUUAAAAUACGCUGUGAAUGCUAUAAAGUAUUAAUGGAUUCAGAGAACGCGCUCAAAGAUCUGGAUGAACUAUGCAAUCUAGAAUCUGAAAACGAACACCAAUUUGAAUUAAGAGGUGCAAUAUUACUAGAUAUGCAAAAAUGGAACGAUUCGCAAAUAAAUCUUAAUCAAGCGAUCAAAUCACAGCCCAACAAUGUUGCAACAAUUAGCAAUAGGGCCAAAUUAUAUUGUAAACUUCGUCAAUAUGGUUUGGCGUUAAAGGAUACUCAUGAAGGAACGAUAAUCGAUCCAAGAAAUCUGGUUAUCCGACAACAAACUAUGGACCUCUAUCGUCGAAAUCAUCAAUACGGUGCGGCACUUGGUGAAGCUGAAGUCGCAUUAAGUAUAGAUCCCAAAAAUAUAAACACAUUAUUAAUACGGGCCGAUAUAUAUUUCUUGAUGAGAAAGUAUAAUACCUCACUUAUGGACUUAAAUGAGGCGAUUAGAAUUUCACCUAGAAAUUCUUUUGUCUUGAUUGCACAAAGUGAAUUAUUUUGCAAGAAAAAAUAUUACAAAGAUGCUUUAUAUUAUGUGCAAUGUGCUCUUAGAAUUAAAUCAGCGAAUAAUUAUGCCUUGGAAGUCCGUGGGAAUAUCUACAGAAAGCAACAUAAAUACGAGAAAGCACUCGUUGAUUUUAAUAAAUCAUUAGAAUUAUGUCCUUUAGAUAUGAUUCUUGAACAUAAUCAAAAUCAAGGUGAUGAUAUAAUUGAAGGAGGUAAUGAAGGAGGCAACGAUGGAGGUGGUAAAGAUGGUAUAAAUGAAGAUGAUAAAGAUGGCAGUAGUGGUAAAGUUGGCAUAAAUGAAGGUAGCAAAGUUGGCAUAAAUGAAGGCGGUAAAGUUGGUAUAAAUGAAGGUGGUAAAGAUGGAGUUAGUAGAAACAAUGUUGGGUACGAUAAAGGAUUUGUAGUCACUCAUCAAAUUUUUGGGGAAAGAAAUUUUUCCAGCAUUUAUUAUCGACGAGGUGAUACAUAUUGUAAAUUAGGCAUGUAUGAAUUAGCACUUGAAGAUUUCAAUCGUGCAUUAGAAUUGGCAAAUGGAUAUUUCCCUAUUCACAAGAAACGAGAAUAUGUGCUAAGUAAAUUAGAAAGAUUAGAUGAUACCCCGAUUAAGAUAAAUGACAAAUAA